ACAUCUAUAUACAGUAUAUUGUGUGUUUGUGUGUGUAUGUUCGUGCUGUGGAUGUAUGCAGGCGUGUAAUUUUCAGCUGUGAAGCAUGCGCAGAACUGCUACUUGUUGUUCCGUUAGAUGAAUAAUUGUUGAGCUGUAGCGAGGAGCUGUGUCGAGACCUAAAAUUACAAUUGCUUUAUUAUUUUUAAUACUUAUUUUGGCGCGAAGAGGUGCGUCGGGGAAUUAUGGUUUUGAUUUUUGAGAUUUUAAAUGAUCGGAGUCUCAUUUUGGCUGUGGAGAAGUAUAUUUAUGGUGGUGUGCUUGAUGUUUCUCAAGCAACAAGGAGGUAUCGUGACGAGUCUUCACAUCCAAUAGCGAUGCACUUGCAAUCAGGAGAUGUUUUUUACCUCCUCUCGGGAACAGAAUCAGCUGGAUCUCCACCUCGUCGUGUUGCACCGUCAAUCCCCCUGAACCGGAAAGCAAACGAAAGUGACUUUGUUGAAAGGAAUAAUUUUCCUGGGCCAAACUAUCCAGCUGCAGAAAGAUCACAUAUCUCCAGUCAGGAGGCUGGGAUUAAUUAUCAAGAAAAUACUAUCCCAUGCGCAAAAUCAUUGGAUAAUAAACUUACCCAUUCAGUAGGAUUACCAAAUCUAAGAACAGUUUUAGGAUUUGUGAAGGUUUAUGGGAUGAUGACUUGCGGGAAACUGCUUAUGAAGUGUUUCUUGCAUGUAUGCUUUUUUCCGGAAAUUCAGACAACUGAGGGUAGAAAGAGAGAAAAAAGUUCUAAGUUCCUUUCUGGGUUAAAAAAUAGGAAAGAGAAACGGCAUAUAGAAUCGGCACCUAUUGAAAGUCAUUUGAAGGUCCUUGACACAAUUCGCUUACAAAUGCAGAUAUCUGAAGCUGCAGAUGCUUUUAUUAGGCGGAGAUUGACACAGUUCGUGAUGGGGAAAGUUUGCGCACAAAUCGACGUUCCACAGUUGUCCUUGGUUCUCUUGACUGGUUUAUUAAGAUCUGAUUUUCCAAGCGAGAAAUCAUACCUCCAUUGGAAGAGCAGACAAGUAAAUAUUUUUGAAGAACUAGUUCGUUCUGAUCAUAUGAAGACUGAAAAAGAGAUGAUCGAGGAGUCACUUGAAAAAAUAAAAAAUUCUAAGGAAUGGGAUAUAAAGAUGUCCUCUUCACAACGGAGGGAUGCUCUUUUAACUCUUCGACAAGUUGCUUUGGCAUUUUCAUCCAUACCUGGGCGCUUUGGAAUAGAGGGUGAAACAUACUACUGGACCAGUGGUUAUCAUUUGAACAUUAGACUCUAUGAGAAACUGCUUUUCGGUCUAUUUGAUGUUUUGGAAGAGAGUCAGAUUAUAGAGGAAGCAGAAGAGAUCUUGAAGUUGGUGAAAUUAACUUGGUCAAUGUUGGGCAUUACAGAGAGACUGCAUCACACAUUAUUUGCUUGGGUGCUUUUUCAACAGGUGCAUAGAUUGUUUUGGGUGACUUUGACGCAUCUCAUCAAAACUUUUACCUCUGUUCAAUUUCCUAAUGAAAAUUUGUUUCACUUGAAGUUUGUUACAACUGAAGAGGCAAUACUAUUGGACCAUGCUAUUCGUGAAGUGAAGCAUGUUUUAUCUGCUGACAUCAAGGAUGACAAAGAAGUGUCCUACAUGAGGAGCUUGACGUGCCCAACUGUUGGCAUUGAGUGUGAAACUAGAUUUGAUUUGCUGCAGUCCAUAUUUUUCUCAAUUAGUUUGUGGUGCGACAGUAAAUUGCAGGAUUAUCAUCUAUAUUUCAGUCAGAACUCUUCGUUCUUUGAGAGGGUGUUGACAAUGGGGUUAUCCACUGGGACUCAAGAUUUUAUUCCACAUAGAAAUACCCAGUUUACAGGAUAUUUCCUUCCCAAUGAUGUUGUUACUCAAAAGAUAAGAGUAUACAUUGAGAAAACUCAAUAUGCUGCCUGCAGGAGGGCUAUUGAUUUUGCUACUGGCUCUAUGAAUGGUAAGAGGCAUCCUCUGGCUAUUCUUGCAAGUGAACUCAAACAAAUUGCAGAGAAGGAUCUAUCCAUAUUCAGCCCCAUCCUGCGUCGUUGGUAUCCUGAAUGUGCCAUGAUCUCAGCCAAGAUGUUACACCAACUUUAUGGUGAAACACUGAAACCGUUUAUGAAGGAUAUUACAAGCAUCACUGAGGAUGUCAGGAAAGUGCUUCCCGCAGCUUAUGGUCUUGAGUGUUGCCUUAUUGAACUCUAUUCUUCAGCUUGUGAAGAAAACAAUUCACACUAUAGCAGGGGAUUUGAGCGUUAUCAGAUUGCUGAAAUUUCAAAGCCUUUCAUUCUGGAUUGGGUAGUUGCACAAUACGAAAGAAUUCUGGAAUGGACUGGGCGUGCUUUUGAUCUUGAGGACUGGGAACCUCUAUCAGCUCAGCAAAAGCAUGCAGCUUCAGCAGUUGAAGUGUUUAGAAUCAUAGAGGAGACAGUAGAUCAAUUUUUUCAGUGGAGCCUCCCAAUGGACAUAACUCAUUUACAAGCUCUAUUAUCGAUAAUUUUCCACAGCCUGGAUACUUAUUUGUCGAAAGUAAUAAGCCAAUUAGUUGAGAAGCAAAAGUUGUACCCUUCUACUCCUCCACUGACUCGCUACAAGGAAGCAACAUUUCCUAUUAUCAAGAGAAAGGUGGCUGAGAGUUCAAUUAUUGAUCAUGAAAUAUAUAAAGAGUUGGAUGAGCUGACUUCUUCCAAGCUAUGUAUCAGAUUAAAUACAUAUCGAUAUAUUCAAAAACAAGUUGCGAUACUUGAAGAAGGCAUUAGGAAGUCGUGGGAAUCUGUCGCAUCAAACAGAAAAGACAGAUAUUCAACAGAGAGAACUCCUGCAACUUUGGAGCCAACAGAUGUAAAUGGUGAAUCAGUUUCUGAGAUUUUUGUUGCCACUAUGGAUUGCAUCAGGGAUUCUGCAGCUCAGGGUAUUCAGAAGACUAGCGAAUUUUUAGGUGCCAAAGUUGUAUUCUGGGAUAUGAGAGAUUCAUUCUUGUCUUAUCUAUAUUAUGGGGGCGUCGAAGGAAACCGCAUAGAAGCUGUACUGCCACAAUUUGAUAAAGUCCUGAAUGAUGUAUGCAGUGUAGUUGACGAUACAAUCAGGGACCUUGUAGUGUCAAACAUUUGGAAGGCAUCAUUGGAAGGUUUUAUGUGGGUUCUACUUGAUGGAGGCCCUUCACGUGCAUUUUCUGAUUCUGAUACUGUUUUGAUUGAAGAAGACUUUAAUAUGCUAAAGGAGUUGUUUAUUGCUGAUGGAGAAGGCCUCCCUCGUUCAUUGGUUGAAGAGGAAGCAAAAUUUUAUCGUCAAGUUCUUAGCCUGUUUUCCCUUCAGACUGAAUCCUUGAUCAAGAUGCUAAUAUCAUCCAGCCAAAACAUGUCAGCCGGUGUGAAUAGGUAUAAAAAGGGUCAAAGAUAUGUUGGGGAUACUCAUACUUUGCUUCGAGUAUUGUGCCACAAGAAAGAUAAGGAAGCUUCAAAAUUCUUGAAAAAGCAUUACCGGUUUCCUGCCUCUUCUGAAUAUGAUGAGACUGCAGUGGAGAGUUCCAGUUUUGGUUCCCCUUUUGUUGCAGACAUCUUGAAACGCGGUGCCUCCUUCAGUUGGUCUGAGAAAAGUCAUAGCAGCUUCAGGUCCAUAACGAAGAAAUUUCAACAAGUGUCGUGGAAAUAAGAUCUGUGGCACGAUGAAAUAUGAUUACAUUUGGCCAGUAACAAGCAUCUAAAUCGCGCGGAAACUGAAACUGAUGCCUCAGACUACUUAGGGCUGUAGCAGAGUCCUUUCGACCAAGAAGAGGAGAGGGUAGUGAUGCUUGUAGAAUAAAAUUAGCCGGAAAGGCAUAUUCAAACAUGCCUCUGAUCAGCCCAUGCUUUGAGCAAAAGCUUGAAAGUCGGAACUGGUGGAGCGAUUUUGGCUCUAGCAGAGAUCAAAUUGUUGUUUGGGUAAAGGAACAGCCUAUAUUAAUCAUUGUUGCUCAUAUAGUUGCACUUGCA
Messenger RNA from Salvia splendens (bonfire salvia), 3976 nucleotides. RefSeq names its product protein unc-13 homolog. Lineage: Eukaryota; Viridiplantae; Streptophyta; Magnoliopsida; Lamiales; Lamiaceae. Bases 225 to 3656 code for a protein of 1143 amino acids. The transcript is spliced from 26 exons. The record is from RefSeq and is a predicted model, not a curated record.